CGUGUCACAUCUUCAUCUUCUUCACUUUACCAAAUCUUAUCGAGUCUUCUUUUUCUCUUUUUUUUUCUCAAAUUCUGGAAUCUACUUGUUUCCUUUGAAUCUCUGAUCCAGCUUCUUUCUUUUCCUUUGAACCUCGAAUUCCUCAAAGUCGCACACGACUAUGGAAGUCUUGUCGCUUGACUCACUACCCGUGGGGUUCAGAUUUAGUCCAACGGACGAGGAGCUAGUCCGUUACUAUCUCCGUCAAAAGAUCAACGGCCGUGAUGAAGAAGUCAGAGUUAUCCGUGAGGUCGAUAUCUGCAAAUCGGAGCCAUGGGAUUUGCCUCGUAUAUUUCUUCAUCUCUCUCUUUUUAGAUUCUCAGAUCGAUCUAUUGUUUAUUUUGAUGAUGUUGAUUGUGUUGGCAGAUUUGUCUGUGGUGAAGACAACAGACUCGGAGUGGCUCUUCUUCUGUCCAAUAGACCGGAAGUAUCCUAGCGGAGGUAGGAUGAAUCGAGCCACCCUUGCUGGCUACUGGAAGGCGACUGGGAAAGACCGUAUGGUCAAAACAGGCAAGAAGAUUAUAGGCGUUAAGAGGACUUUAGUCUUUUACAAAGGUCGUGCUCCUAAAGGGACACGAACCUGUUGGAUUAUGCACGAGUACCGCGCAACUGAGCAGGAUCUUGAUGGAACAAAGCCUGGCCAGAACCCAUUUGUGAUAUGCAAAUUGUUUAAGAAGCAAGAUGUUGUGCAUCCGGAAGAUUUGAAGUCAUGUGAAGUGGAACCAGCAGUCUCAUCUCCAACUGAAGUGUCUGAGGUUUCUCUGGCUUUCCCUAAAACCGAAGAGACAAAGCCUUCUGAUGUCGCAGAAUCUUCUUCCCUUGGAGUCUCCGGAGAGUGUCAUAGUGAAGUAUCUGCUCCUGAGGUUACAACCUCUGAGCAGCUUGACAAUAUCGAUUGGACCUCAUAUCUGGAGUUGGAGACUCUGGAUUACAAUAUUUUCUCUCCGUUGGACUCUCAGUUGCAAUCUGAGCUUGGAACCUCUUUCAAUGGUUUCCCUUCUGGCUCAACCGAGCUGUUCAGUAACCAGGAUGAAGCUCCUGCUCAGGCUCAAGCUCAGGCUCAGUACUGUUCAAACGACAUCGACCAAUCUAUGUUUGAUCUCUUGGAUUCGGUUCUUGAGUUUCCUUAUGAGUUUCCAGAGCAGAAACAUGUAGUUCAACCGACGCCAGAAAUUAUGACAUAUGAGCCGCGUAGUCUUGUCGACACUAGCAACAAGAUCAGUAACGAUGUGCCCGGAACAGGUAUCAAGAUUAGGGCGCGACGGGCGCAAGCCCCUGGUGGGGCUGAGCAGUUUGGAAUGCAGGGCAAUGCGUCGAGAAGGUUGCGUCUUCAGGUUAACCACAAGUCAGAAGGUGAUAGUCCUCAGCACCAAUGUAUCAAGCAAGAGGUCAAGGAUACAGCGGAGGAAACUGUAACUAAGGGAUGUGGAAGUUUCAUGAGAUCAAAGAGCAGCAGCAUAUUCAAGAAUAUUGCAGCUAUGGGAGGUUCAUACAGAGGGCUUUUCAAAGCGGGGGUGGUUGCGGUUGUGUUUGCUGUAUCGGUUUGCAGUCUAACCGGAAAAUUCGGCUGAAGCUUAUGCUUGUUGGUCAAGUCAAUAAAAGAAGGAAGGUGGUUUUUUUUUUCCUGGUUGAGAGGGCGGGUGGUUUGUAUGUAUGGGACUUGGCCUGGUUCUGCAUCUGUUUUUGUUGAUGUUGCUGUUGUCGUUAUUGUUGGUUUAAGCUUAACGAGGCCGGUUUAGGAGAGUAGUGGUUAACUUGUAUGGAUCAUAAAUUAUAGCUAUGUUUUACAUGUAAGAGGUAGCCUAAUGCUCUUAGAAAUUUUUCUUUUGCUCGACAA
Brassica rapa (field mustard) is the source of this 1876-nucleotide messenger RNA. Its product is annotated as NAC domain-containing protein 91. The record is from RefSeq and is a predicted model, not a curated record. Gene Ontology annotation, biological process: regulation of DNA-templated transcription. Lineage: Eukaryota; Viridiplantae; Streptophyta; Magnoliopsida; Brassicales; Brassicaceae. Gene Ontology annotation, molecular function: DNA binding.